UCCUGGCAACCACACACUGACCACUGCAGUUUCAGAGAAUGCACUUUCUUUCAAAAGUGCAAAAAAAAUAGGCUCUGAAAACUGGGACUGGCAUGUGUCAGAAGGGAAAUCAUGUCUUUUUUUUUAGAUUCAUAAGAAAUUCAUAUUAAUGUGCAAUUCUCAGAUACUCAUUAGCAAACUUUUGACACCAUCUGAAAACAAAACUACACUGGAAGUUGAAAGUUCAUUCAUGACUCUGUGAAAUUGAAACUCUUAACAGAAUGACCAGUGGUGCUUUCGGUUGUAGCACACAGCUUUCCUCAGUGAAUUGAGUUUUCCAGUCAUGGAAGAGUAGAAACCUAAAUUUACAUUAUUGUGAACAUUUUAAAGACUUCAAAAUGACUUUAUUUGCAUGUUAUCUACAGUUCUGUCAGUCUACAACAAGCAGUGACAUUUUCCCUUUAUCAAUAUUGCAAUUCCAUACUUUUAUUUUUAUAGAGUUGUAACAGCUAGGGACAGACAGAACAGGUUAACAGUUAACUCAGACACAAUAAUUGCAGUGACUGGCUCUCACAAUUAACUUAUGUGAAUAGCAUUUACAUGGGUGAAAACUCGUGGUAGAGGGUACAUUCUUUACUAAACUAACAUUAAAAAGUUGCGUUACAAAGGAAACUCUUGCAUUUGAUAAUUUUACAUAGCAUAGAACUAGCUAUUAUAAGCAGAAUAUACUGUAAGUGGACGUCAUUAUGCAGAACAUCCCUUUUAAGAGUGGAGUAAUGUUAGCUAAUUAUUUUAUUUGUCAUUAUUAUAUUAUAUCUCAGGGCACGAUUUCCUUUUGAAAUGUGGCAGAGUGAAAGCAUAAAAUGUGCUACUGGAGAGCAAAUGUUUCCGAAAUGUAGUGUCUUGUGCCUUAUUUUUGGCAUUUUUGCGUUAAUAAAGUAGUCCAAAAAAACUCAUUGGUGACAGACAGAGGAGCAAUCACACCAUCCCACGUUACCAGCUGCUAACCAAAUCUGUUUCCGUGGGUCAGAGAGAUGAUGCAGAGGGAGUCAGAGAUAAUGGACAUCCGAUUAUGUCUGUUUAAAACGUGCUGUGGCAUCAAUCAUGAUCAUACGUGUGUAAAUGAAAUACCACAGCUGCGUCUAAGUGGCCCACACAGGCUUGUUCCCAUAAAACAGAUGAACCCGGGCUUACCCGUCCUUUAAUUUACCGCUACAGCCCCGAUCGUUGCCUGAUUUCAUUCUGAUUCAUCCUCCACCAGUCGGUGAAUUCGUAUGACUGACAUCAAUAGCCAGGUUAGCCAUCAUUAACACGCAAACCUACUGCGCAUGACUAAAACAGCAACGUUUCCCAGCUCUGCUCUGUAACGCUGUGGACAGGUACAGGUUAAAUGUGCUAAAUAUUUGUUAAAAUGUUAUAGUAAUCUCUCAUCUCUCUCUUUUUUCCACACUUUUACGCAUUUAACUUUGAGGAUUGUUCUGCAAGUGUUGGCCACUGAUCGAGGCUAAACAUCCCAUAAUCUACGCACAGUGCGCAGUCAGUGCCAAUGAUUGUAGCUUUGUCAUAUUUUCCACUUGUCAUUUUGUCCUGCCGCUGAAAAGGAGCAGGUGCCAGAAUCCAAGCGCGCAAAAUUUCCUCCGAAUCUGCCUGGAUCUUCUCACCAAUCAGCAACACAAAACAAGAUGAUCUCAAUAUUCACGAUUAAGUCAUCGGUGUGGAGUGAUGGGCUCAUUAUUCCACUUCCCAAUUCAUUAACAAAACACAAAAGCUGCAUUAUCACAGUUACAUCACUCCUUACGUUUUCCCGUAGUUGAUUUCUAUCAAAAUAUAAAACUAAAACUUACUUCUCCCUUUUUUUCAAUCAACCAAUGUGUGCUGAGAUCAACGAGGAAAUUACGCAUGACGUUUUAGUUUUCUUCUUGCUGCACGGUGCGCCUGCAGGUCGAGUAAGGGAAUCCCCCUUGAAAACAUAUAAAUCCAUGAGAUAAGAAGGCAGCAGCACAGAGCUGUGAGUGACAGGCUUGAUCUGAGAUCUCUAACAUCAGAAAUCAGAAACAUGGCAAACUUUCAUUUGUGUAAGUCAGUUAUCAGACGGGCACAUGCGCUGCUAUUUCUACAUAUUGUACUGUGUUCUGUGAUGCAUAUUGGAUAUCAUAGGGCUCGUGAAGUCCUGUAAGACGCAUAUGUUGAUGGUUUGUUUUCAUUCUCUUGCCGCGCAGACUUCGCCAGCUGUGCGCUGCUGCUGAUCUUGCGCACAUCCACGGGACUCCCGGUGCCCAAUCUGAGCCCGGAAAAUCACGCACAAUGUCCAGAGCUCUUCAAGAACCUCCUGUUGAACAUCAAAGAGGUUCUCAAGAGUGAUGAUUUGUGUUCCAGCAUCAUGUCUGAUACUGUGGCCAUAAACAGUAAAGCAGAGACUGUGCUGGCCUGCGCACCCACUCUGGAACAGACCUCCGGCUGCACUGGGCAAAGAAGUUCAUCCUUCAGCGAGAAUGAAUGUCGGAGCAACAUCACCAAGGACUUGGCCCACUAUGAUGCUCUGAUUCAGUCGUACCUCAAUUCUUCACUCAAGAGUCCCGAGAAAGAAGCUAAACUUCUGAACCCAACUCUGGGGAUAGUAAAGAGCCUGAGAGAGAACUGCUCCCUGAAGGCGGAUGAAGAUGACGACUCUACAGAGGAGGAUGUUGCCCAGACGUGGGACGCUGGUUCCUUCAAUAACCGGCAAGAGAUGUGCAAGAUGAUGAGGGGCUUCUAUGUCCGAACCAUCACCAUCAACCGAGCCAUGGGCUACAUCUCUGCAGGGGACUACAAGAAGUAAAGAUCCUGCAUUGCCAAC
Acanthochromis polyacanthus (spiny chromis) is the source of this 2815-nucleotide messenger RNA. It is a transcript of the gene il12a, whose product is annotated as interleukin 12a. Bases 2360 to 2797 code for a protein of 145 amino acids. Gene Ontology annotation, cellular component: extracellular region. NCBI's taxonomy places the organism in Eukaryota, Metazoa, Chordata, Actinopteri, Pomacentridae. The transcript has 6 exons. Gene Ontology annotation, molecular function: interleukin-12 receptor binding; growth factor activity. The record is from RefSeq and is a predicted model, not a curated record. Gene Ontology annotation, biological process: immune response.